AAUUCUUAAAAUGCAAAUUCAUAAGAUUCAGUCGUGAACUGGAAUUCCGCCCCUCAGAAGCAAACCGGUUGCUCGCUAUCUUGUGCAUUUGUUUAACUCUGAGUCUGGCAAGGAAAGACAACGAGGCGUUAAUUUUUUAACUUGUUUGUUGAGCAUUGAUUAUAGCUUAGGGAGUCUAUUAAGAUCAGAUACUUUUACAGCCAUAGAUAAAGCUUCAUUCUUGGCUUAUGCUUUCUUCAGUUCAGUCUCUGAGGAUGGCAGCUACCACAACCGGUGCAAGAUGGGUGACAUGUGCCAUGGAAGCCUGUAAGGCUGGUGCAGAAUCUGAUUCUCGCUUUGAUGGAGUGGUUUUAGUUUCUGAUUCUUUGAACAAUGCAUCAAGCCAUGUUGAACAUUUGCUCAAUCAAAGCAAAGUUGAUGCUGCUUUUGAAGAUGAGGGAGGUAUUGUGGCUACGUCUCAUCCCUCUGGAAGGACAGUUUAUGCCCCACUUGGUGCUCUCAAUAAAGAUUUCAGUGAUGUCAGAAGCUAUGGAGAAGCUGCUGAAAAAGGAAUCAAAAGGGCACUAUCAGCUGGAAUCAAGCGACCUUUGCUUUCGCUGCUUCCCGUUGCAAACAAUCCCAUGUAUAAGCAUGGAAAUCUAGUCAGUGUAUUGGGAGCGCUUCAAGCAUUAUACGUGCCUUUGGAAGUUCGAGAGUGUCUUCCCGAAAAAGCCCAUAAAGCUGAAAUGCUUGGUCUAGACUGUCCAGAUGCUGAGUCAGUUCAUAAACUUGCAUUGGCAUUGGAGAAUGGAAGAAUUGCUGGGAGGGAUAUUGGUGGAUCCGACCCGGAAAGAAUGGCUCCUCCCCGAGUGGAACAAUACGUCCGUGAACUGUUUGAUGGAAGUUCAGUUAAUGUAGAAGUGAUCUCUGAUCUCAAAACUAUUGAGAAAGAAUAUCCAUUAUUUGCUGCCGUUAACCGUUGCGCCAAUGAUGUCCCACGUCACGCUGGCCGAGUGAUCUAUCUACGAUACAAAGGAUCUGGACCUAUCGAGAAGACCAUCUAUUUGGUGGGUAAGGGUGUGACCUAUGAUACCGGUGGCUGUGAUAUCAAAGCUGGAGGCGUUAUGGCUGGUAUGCAUCGGGACAAGUGCGGCUCCGCUGCAGUCGCGGCCUUUAUGAAGGUUGUCGAUGAGUUGAAGCCCACCAAUGUCGAAGUGGUUGGAGCAAUGGCGAUGGUACGCAAUAGUGUUGGAUCAAAUGCCUAUGUUUCCGAUGAGAUUAUCACUUCAAGAGCUGGAGUUCGAGUUCGUGUAGGAAAUACUGAUGCUGAGGGAAGGAUGGCCAUGGCCGAUGUUCUAUGCAAGUUGAAAGAAGAAGCAGUGAAUGCAAUUAAUCCUCAACUAAUGACAAUUGCUACCCUCACUGGGCACGCUUACUUGACGGUUGGUGAACCGUACUCCAUCAUUUUAGAUAAUGGGCCUGCCGCUCGCCAGGAAGUAUCCAAGAAGGUUCAGGAGGCUGGAAACCUUCUAGGUGAUAUGUUCGAGAUCUCCACUAUUCGCAAAGAAGACUAUGCAUUCCAUAAGGGUAAAUCCGAGUAUGAGGAUGUCUUGCAAUGCAACAACUUGCCGUCAUCCCGCACUCCACGUGGCCACCAAGCUCCAGCUGCGUUCAUCAUCCUGGCAUCAGGACUAAACAAGCAUGGCAUCGAUGGAGCUGUGCCUCUUCCAUUUUCGCAUCUGGACAUUGCUGCAGCCUCAGGACCAUUCCCUGGAAUCCCGUCAUCUGCCCCUGUUCUUGCCCUUGCACGUUACUACCUACCGCAGUUUUUCUAACGUUUUGGACAUUAUUUUGAUUGCAAAUUUGUUUUUUCCCCCUUUACUGCGAUCGAAAUUAGUAGUCAUACUUGUUAUAUUCAAGUCUUUUUAAAAUGGGAAUGAUGAAGGGUGUAAACGAAGAGAUGAAAUGAAGUAAACCAAAUCUUCUCUAUUA
Molecule: messenger RNA, 1971 nt
Organism: Daphnia magna
Lineage: Eukaryota; Metazoa; Arthropoda; Branchiopoda; Diplostraca; Daphniidae
Gene: Dip-B
Product: putative aminopeptidase W07G4.4
Exons: 11
Coding region: 228-1814 (528 amino acids)
Biological process (GO): proteolysis
Cellular component (GO): cytoplasm
Molecular function (GO): metalloaminopeptidase activity; manganese ion binding
Source: RefSeq, a predicted model, not a curated record